This is a messenger RNA of Daldinia loculata, 2616 nucleotides long. RefSeq lists its product as uncharacterized. The coding region runs from base 281 to 2146 and encodes 621 amino acids. Lineage: Eukaryota; Fungi; Ascomycota; Sordariomycetes; Xylariales; Hypoxylaceae. The transcript is spliced from 5 exons. Gene Ontology annotation, molecular function: transcription cis-regulatory region binding; DNA-binding transcription factor activity, RNA polymerase II-specific. The record is from RefSeq and is a predicted model, not a curated record. Gene Ontology annotation, cellular component: nucleus. Gene Ontology annotation, biological process: regulation of DNA-templated transcription.
CCUGUAACGCGAUCGGGGCUGUGAUUGGCCAAUUUAAGGCCCCACUAAUGCAUCUACUACUCCAGCACGGAUUACCAGCCUCUACUCUUUCUCUUUUCCUUUCCCUAACCCUAAGUCUAAGUCUAAGCCUAUGCCUAAGACCAAGAUCAUUACCUCUCCAACAUCUAUUCUCUCCUCUCCAUUGUAGAUUGUAGAGGGGGACUUGUCUCUCGUUUUACUUCCUGUCCCGUCUACUACCUUGUAGAAUGCAUAUUUAGAACAGUCAUUAUCUAUUACAACAAUGUCCCACUCUACCGCGUCCUCACCUCCCACCAUGCCGCCCGUGCGCGAAGCACGCGAAGCAAGAGGGUCAAUCAGCUCCCAGAGCAGUAAUCCGGAUUCGAGCACAAUGUCUUUCGAAUCUUCUUUCAGAUUAGAAUCCGGCUAUCCUACACACGACUCCAACACAGAGAAACACCCCAAGGGCAAGCGGAAGAGAACCACGACACAAGAUAAAGCUAUUCUUGAAGCCGCGUACAACUCGAACCCGAAGCCCGAUAAGGCAGCGCGUCUUGAUAUCGUGAGUCGCGUCUCACUCAACGAAAAGGAAGUUCAGAUAUGGUUCCAGAACCGUCGGCAGAACGAUCGCCGAAAAUCGCGUCCUCUUUCGCCGCAAGAAAUUGCGGCACUGAGAUAUGGUGGGGGUAUGCAAAUACUGUCAUCUGACUACAUCCCUGCACAAAUGAGCUCGCAAGACGCACCGCAAGACGCACCUGUGCAGCCGGGGGAGACGCGUACGGAAGACGAAAAAGCCUUCGAUUCGGAGAAAUCGCCUUUUAGCUCCCAGGACGCGAGCCCUCAGCACUCUGUCCAUUCUUCCCCGAAGCUGAGCGCCAUGGACCAAUCUGUCAUGGAUAACCCGGCGAUACCAGAGCCUGAGGACUCCGGAAGGCAUACACCACCCCCGCCACAAAGGACCGAAUUUGAGAGCCUCUCACUCUCUCAGAUCUCGUCGGCAUCAGUCGCGUAUUUGGCAAACCGACGGAGCUUCGACAACUCUUUCUCAACACCCUCUACCUGGGGACGGACCGGGGACGAGUCGUUUAGAUUUGAGUCGUUUUCAUCCUCUUUUAACUCAGCCGCUAGCAGCUCUCCUGCCUCAGUUCUUCUACCGCCUUCCUCAGCAUCUUCAUCUCGUGUCCGUCUAUCACUCUCCCUGGAUGGAAAGGCUGAGCUGGUUUCCUCUCAGCCGUCGCCGCCCAGACCCGCCCAGAUACAAUUAUCAGGAGAUGCGGAUACGUUACCUCCGGUCCGCAGUCACAGGACCCUUCACAGGAGCCGGAGCGCCCUACCCGGGAUUACUCUCCCGCCCAUCUCAACCCUUACUGCUCAUCUACCUCCACAGCUCACCCGAGGCCGAUCUCGGGACGUACAUGCCUGGGAAUCCUGCUGCGAAGCAGACACUCGUGAUGAGCUAACGAAGCAAGCCGAGAACGAGUCUUCUGGGUCUGCAGUCGCAGCUAUUAGCCUUCUGCGAUCGAGCAGUAGCUCCUCCAGUCUUAGCAGCCUGCUUCAUAGCCACAGUACGGCAAACGUGCUUCAGUCCAAUCCUAACAAGCGCAAUGCGCCACAGAACAAACCCGCACACCGAGAAGAGGUAGCUAAGAAAGCUAAACUCAGCCGCACAACUAGCAGCGUGGCACGUAUGCAGACCCUUCCACCUACAUCGCUAUUAGACACUCGACCGGACACGAUCGAUUUGGAGAAGCCAGGAAAAGGCAGUCUCACCACCAUACUCAGUCCAUCCGGCGAUUCUGACAAGGAGAACUGGAGCCCAAACUCUGAGGGCAACCCUAAUCGCCGACGACUGUUGCCUUCCCCCAAGGUUCAAGACCAAACCAUCCCCAGCAAAAACCCUCGCCGCGUGGGACGCCCGCUUGGUGAGCAGGAUAACACGGCUAAACGUUCGCUCUUCGGAAACAGAUCCAACACGGCGCCAUCACUAAAACCGCGGGAUUCGCCCAUGGCGAUCUUCGAGGAUAAGGAGAACGCGAAUGGGGACGACGAGCCUAGGAAACUACCACGAGGUUCAGUUAGCCCUACUAAGCGCGGAGACCUGGACUGCGUAGCUGGACUGUUGUCGCUGAGUCAGGGGAACUGGCGCUGAAAAAGGCUGCCCUGGACCUCUAAAGACUCGCAUUCCUUUCAAGGGAAGCUAAACUCUAGCAUCAGAAGUUAUUCAAGUGGCUACUGUAAGCGCAACGGUCUGGAUAUUUACUAGGUUAUAUGCAUACCACGUGAAGAAGAGACCCCUGGAAAGGAAAUGCGCUCUAGCUCGUGGAUAGCGGAACUUGGCCUCCGAGGAGGAGAAAUGGAUUGUUUGACCGGAGUUUUAAAUCAGGCGGGUUAGGAAAAGAAAAAAAUGGUGCGGCUCAAGGUAGAUUCUAUCUCUGCCUGGUUCCGCGAGCUGAUUGGCGUAUUCUCCCAUCUUUUCUAAGCGGCGUGGCGUGGCGUACUUAGUUAGGCUGAUCACCGCGUGGAUGGGGACUACUGGUGGUGGGGUGAUGGUGAUGGUAGUGGUGGUGGUUUUGCGAGUUCGUUGGUGGCUAGGAAAGGAGUAGGAGUUGUUGGCUACCU